CACGCGCACCACGAGCGAGCUUAUUUUACCGUCAGCGAUCACGGAGGCGUCAUCACACGCACGAGCGCUGUCCGUUUGAAUCACUGGGCUUACAGCCGCGUAUCCUUCACACCGCUAGAAGUCGGAUGAUUUGCAUAUGAAAACGUAUUUAACCAAAUACUAAACAGAAUCUGGAUUUAACGCACUGAACCUUUAUAUGGACUGCGCUCUUUGCAGCAUUCUGCGUGUUUCCCCACUGUAUUUUCCCCGUAGAUAGUAGUCAGAUUUCAGUAUAAGGCGAAAUGGCAACGGACGAGCUGUCAUCGAAGCUGACCCGCAGGCUGCAGAUCGAGGAGGGCGAGCACGACCCGGUGGCCCUGGACGGGGCUCACGAGAACGGAGCGCACGAGAAAGCGGCCACGGCCAGCGCGGAUUCAGAGCUGGGAGCCAAGCUGCAGCGGCGCGGCGAGCUGAACGACGGCAUCGGUGGACACCAGCAGCCCAGCAUGAAGGUGUUCAACCCAUACACCGAGUUCAAGGAGUUCUCGAGGAAGCAGAUCAAAGACAUGGAGAAGAUGUUCAAACAGUAUGAUUUAGAGAAAGAUAACUUCAUCGAUCUGAUGGAGCUGAAGCUGAUGAUGGAGAAACUCGGAGCACCUCAGACUCACCUGGGCCUGAAGAACAUGAUCAAAGAAGUAGAUGAGGACUUUGAUGGCAAACUCAGCUUUAGAGAGUUUCUUCUUAUCUUCAGAAAAGCAGCAGCAGGAGAGCUGACAGAGGACAGCGGGCUUCAUGUCUUGGCACGUUUGUCAGAGAUUGACGUGUCAACUGAGGGAGUGAAGGGAGCCAAAACAUUCUUUGAGGCAAAAGUGCAGGCCAUUAACGAAUCAAACCGGUUUGAGGCAGAAAUCCGUCAGGAGCAGGAAGAGAAGAAGCGUCAGGCGGAGGAGAGGAAACAAAGACAAGCCGCUUUCAAAGAGCUGAAGUCAGCCUUCAAAUAGCCUCAUCCACCUCGACAGCCUCGAUUUACUCGUCACGUUUGUCCGUCUGUCUGCCAUUAGAGUCCCCCGCAAUCAGAGAUACUAUGCAAGGCUGUGAAAUGCUCAGAGAUCCAUGCAGAUUCAUCUUGAGAGAGGGACACCUGUGUAGUUUGUGCUCAUGAGCAGAUGUUGGUGUUGAAAUCGUCUGUUUAUCGUCGCCUGCUUCUCUCGCUCUCUCUCAGGCUGAUUUUAAAUGUGAAGCCAGAUACUGAUCUCAAUACACUGGAUUGGAUUUGUUCUGUUUCAGCCGCACGUGUGUGUGUGUAUAUAUAUAUGUACUGUAGUCCAUUCACCCCAUCAGUUUCGUUUUAGUUUGAAUGGCAUUUUGUCUUGUUCUCGUCAACGUGUCAGUAGAGUAACAUUUUAAAGGUUUUUUAAUCAACUAGUACUCUCAGUAUGCCAUAUCCAGUCCGUUGUAUUCAUAUCAGUGGCAAUUUAAGCAGGAAAUGCUUUUCACUGUACCGGGACUAAUUCAACUUUCAUUGUUGACCAUUUGAACAUGAGAGGACAAACAUUAGCGUACACCAGACCUCUGCUCUCGUUCACAGAUACAUUAAAUAUAUUUUUAUUGAGCGGAGAGAGAGAGAGAGAUGGAGAAGUGGUUUUGGGUGUAUGUGCAUGUGUGGUGAUGAUUGUAAUUGUGUUUGUUGAGCGUUUAUCAAUGUUUUCUUGCAUGGUCACCGUGGUGUCGUUUUUCCUACAUGGUUCCCUUUAGUCUAUAAGUUGUCCAGUGUUAAAUGUGGCACACACAGGCUUACAAUUAGUCUUUAAGAUCAAAAUGAUGACAUGAAAUGGCUGUAAAUUUGAAACGGCUUACUUUUGCCUUACAAAAGUAAGUCAUUACAGUUUCAUUUCUUCAGCUUGUGUGUUUGAUGUCGAUGGAGGUCGAUAGUCAUCUGACUGUUUAUACUCUGAACCCCUGUAUUUUGUGCUUCCUGAACAGUUAACUGUAACAUGCUUACAGGGUUGGUCAGAUACCACAGAUGGCGUGAAAUCCUCCUCAGCUUUUAUAUAAAGGGAUAGUUCACCCAAAAAUCAUUUACACACCCUUGUGUUUUUCCAAACAUGAAUAGCUUUCUUCUGUGGGACACAAGGGUUUACUUUGGAAAAAGUUUACACUGUUUUUGUGCAUAUAAUGAAAGUCAGUGGGAUCCAGAACUACAUUGAACCCCCUUAAAAAAACACAAAUAUCACUGAGACGUUUUUCUUUGGUGUGAGAAGUGAGAAAUUCAUACAGGUUGGUAUGACAUGUGGGUGAAUUAUUUUGGGUGAACUUUCCCUUAAGAGUCAACUCUCUAAAUCUAAAUCUGGGUUGCUUAAUAUUAUUCAAAUUAUGACCAAAAUUACAAGCCUUGCAGAGCAGCCCAUGCUCAGUGAGAUAAGGUAAAAUCAAAAAGGUUUUCAAGCAUAGAAUAUAGACAUCAUUUGCUAAUGAAAUAUGCAUGGCUUUUCUGUAGAGCCAGUGCAUGUAAUUCAACAUCUAAAUGAAAGAAUGCCAUGCGUCUGAAUAGGAUCUAAUAUUAAAGUAUUUAGUUAAAAAAAAAAUAGAAUAGGUUUCAAAGUUUACUGUGACAUCAUCUGAAAAAUGAGGGAACAUUUCUAAUGAAAUCAUCCAAAAGCGUAAUGAAUUUAACCUUUUAUGGUCAUGUGACAUGCAGUACACUGUGGCAAAGGUAACUGAGAUGCUAUGUAUAAAGACAAAUCUAUAUUUUCAUGUGAUGAAAAUCUAAAAAUUAUUUUAGUUUUGUAUGGAAAGGGGUCUUGUGAAAAGAAACGUUCUUAUUUUCUCAAUAUGAAUUGCGUUGCCUACAAUCUUGUCUCCCUUUGGUUCUCCAUGUAUCUGAUAUUCCUUAGGGUUUUCCAUUACAAUCUAAUCAGUAAAGGCAAAAUACCCUUUAGUCUUUUCUAUAAUGGAGACAAUAAUGUUGGCAAUUGCUGUGCUUCAUGUUGUUCUUUGUUUUUGUGUUCCGAGUCACUGGUAAAUGUCCCUGUUUGCUCACUAGUUCUGUGGAAAUUCAAAUAAUAGGUGUAUAAAUAUUUGUCUCCCAAUCUGUCCAGCUAUCCACAUGUUCUUUUUCUUUUGUUAUCUACUGUUCAACUAAAAGAUAUUUAAAAUAUUGGCUGUUAAAGGGUGAAUGUGGUCUAUAUGUUAUUGAAUGAGGUGUCGACUGAUGACACCAAUCAAACAGCUGUUGCAUUCUGUUAGAAGCCAUAAACCAUUCCGUCAUUCCUUUUGAGAGAGUUUAGCUGUUCCAUUGUUGUCGUGCCAAAUGAUCUCUCACUGUGUUAAGCUAAUUUUAGUACAACAUUCCCUGAAAUCCAUCAGGAUACUUCUGAUCAGCAGAGAUUUGAAUUAAUAUGAGCACAGCUAAUUGGAAUUUAGAUUGAACAUCACUGAUCUACAGUGUUAAAACUUAAAAAAAAUAAUAACUCUUAAUUAAUUGGUAAAAACCCUUUUUACAGUUUUGGCUUUAUAAUUAAUGUUUGCACAUCUGAAUAAUCACAUUAGAGCUUUGACAGUAUUAACUUCUGUGGGGGAAAAAACGCUCCUUCCAAUGCAGAUAACACACAAACAUUUUUAAACUUUUUUUUUCUUUUCUUUUAUUAUUUUUUUUCUGUGAAGUGUAAUGCCAGGAAGACUAAAAAUGACCGUGUAGUUAAAUUUCACAAUUUCAUCUUAUGGCAUGUUUUUGUUGUUUAAUUCAUCAUUCCAGUGAUUUGACAAUGGUUGAGAGGGCCU
This is a messenger RNA of Sinocyclocheilus rhinocerous, 3759 nucleotides long. RefSeq names its product EF-hand domain-containing protein D2-like. The transcript is spliced from 4 exons. The record is from RefSeq and is a predicted model, not a curated record. Bases 282 to 980 code for a protein of 232 amino acids. Gene Ontology annotation, molecular function: calcium ion binding. Lineage: Eukaryota; Metazoa; Chordata; Actinopteri; Cypriniformes; Cyprinidae.